AAAACAAACUAGUCUGUGAUACGAGCUAACAGAGGAAACACGUGUGUUGACGCAAUAAUUAAAACGAUUACAAUUUCGUAAAGAACAGAUGUGAUGUAAUACUUAGUUCAAAGAAUAUUAUUAAUCAUAUUAGAGUUUUUGCCGCGUAUAUAUUAUUAUGAAUAUAAUCUCAUACACUAUAUGGAUACUAGAAAAUCACUGUUUUAUUGUGUAUAGUGUUCUGAUAGCUAUUUUUAUCGCAUUCACUGUAUUUCAUAAGAAUCGGAUUGAGAGCCGCGAACUAAUUCGCGAGAAGAAAUUUGUGCCAAAAUAUUAUCACGCCGAGAAGAUUUCAGAUCGUGAAAAUCAUGAUGAUGAAGAUCCAGAUUUUCUCACAUCAGCAAUACCAGAGAAUACACCUUAUAUACCCUACAAGCCAAUCCGCAGAUCAACUGAAGAGAUAAUCAAUAGGUCUAGAGAAUACUAUGAGCUAAUGGCAACCAGAAGAACUGUGAGGAGCUUCAGUACGGAGCCGAUACCUCAAGAUGUUCUCGAUAAUAUCAUCAAAACAGCUGGGACUUCUCCGUCUGGAGCCCACACCGAGCCCUGGACCUUCGUUGCGGUCCAAGACCCACACAUGAAGUUGGCUAUCAGACACAUAGUUGAGGAAGAGGAGGAAGAAAACUAUGCCAGAAGAAUGUCCAGACAAUGGGUGACGGACCUCAAGCCAUUUGCAACGAACUCAACCAAACCAUACCUCUGCGAUGCACCAGCAUUAAUUCUGGUGUUUAGACAAACUCACUCGUUUAGAAGUGAUGGAAAAAAACGAAUGCACUAUUAUAGUGACAUCAGUGUCGCUAUUGCAGCGGGUAUUCUUCUAUCAGCCAUACAUUACUGCGGUCUAGUGGCACUCACAUCAACUCCUCUGAACUGCAACUCUCGCCUCCGAGAUCUCCUCUCCCGACCUCAUAACGAGAGGCUAGAGCUCCUCCUGCCAGUGGGAAAACCUCAUGAUAACACCACAGUACCUGAUCUUCGAAGGAAGCCGUUAAGUGAAAUUAUGUUAAACUGCUGAAUGAGUAAAAAAGUUCAAAAGUUUGCUCAAUUUUUUAAAUAAAGAUAUUUAAUUUUCA
Leptidea sinapis is the source of this 1112-nucleotide messenger RNA. RefSeq names its product iodotyrosine deiodinase (gene Iyd). Gene Ontology annotation, molecular function: oxidoreductase activity. Lineage: Eukaryota; Metazoa; Arthropoda; Insecta; Lepidoptera; Pieridae. The transcript is spliced from 5 exons. Bases 158 to 1054 code for a protein of 298 amino acids. The record is from RefSeq and is a predicted model, not a curated record.